AUGGCUCUUUCAAUUUCUCAGGUCUCAUUCGAGCACCAUCGGACCGCCUUAGGUAUCGGGGAGACUUCUCCCCGGAUCUCCUGGCGGUUUGAUGGGCAAGUGUCAGAUUGGUACCAAGGAUCCUAUGAUCUUGAAGUUCAGAAACCAGGAAAAGAUGCAGAGACAUUCCAUGUGGAUUCCGCGGAGUCUGUUCUUGUUCCAUGGCCCAGUGAUCCCUUAGAGUCUGGAGAGCAGGCCACCGUUCGCGUCAAAUCGUCCGGAAGCGCAGGCAAACCUGGCACAUCUUGGUCCGACCCUGUAUCCGUUGAAGCAGGGCUUCUUAGUCCCGACGACUGGCAAGGAGCGGUUGUUUUGGCCUCUGAUCGACCUACCGAGGUUAACGCAACACAUCGACCAAUCCACUUUCGGAAAGACUUCGCCUUGGACAAUGAUAUUGUUUCAGCGAGAUUAUACAUCACCGCGUUGGGGCUGUAUGAGGCUCGCUUGAACGGUCAGCGCGUUGGUGAUCAUGUUCUCGCUCCAGGCUGGCAGUCGUACACGCAUCGCCAUGAGUACAAUACCUAUGAUGUCACUGAUAUUAUCAAGAACGGCGACAAUACCAUCGGCGUCACUGUUGGUGAGGGCUGGUACUCAGGACGUCUGACGUGGGACAGCCUUCGAAACAUCUAUGGCGAUUCGCUCGGCGCACUUUGUCUGCUUGCAGUCACCAAUUCGAACGGUACAAAGACCUACAUCCCUAGUGACACGACAUGGAAGUCUAGCACGGGCCCCAUUGUCUCUUCCGAAAUUUAUGACGGGGAAACGUAUGAUUCCAGGCUGGAGCAAAAGGGAUGGGAUUCUCCAGGCUUUGAUCAGUCGAGUUGGCUGGGUGUCCGGGAGCUCAACUUUUCCAAAGACGUCCUCGCUGCUCCAGAUGCACCACCAGUGAGGCGUAUUGAGGAGCAUCAACUUGCAGAUGUGUUUUCCAGUGCUUCUGGAAAGACGGUGUUGGACUUUGGGCAGAACCUGGUGGGCUGGCUGCGCAUCCGCGUAAAGGGGCCGAAAGGGCAGAACAUCAGUUUUGUUCACACCGAAGUGAUGGAAGAUGGAGAGGUCGCGACACGUCCCCUCCGCACUGCCAAAGCAACAGAUCAUUUCACUCUUUCAGGCGGAGAUGAUGAGUGGGAGCCAUCAUUCACGUUCCACGGCUUCCGAUAUGUUCAGGUUGAAGGCUGGCCAGAUGAGACCAAGCUUGACAAAGAUUCGGUGAGUGCAAUCGUCGUUCAUACGGAUAUGGAGCAGACUGCAUUCUUUGAUUGUUCUGACUCGCUCCUAAACCGCCUUCACAAAAAUAUUCUCUGGAGUAUGCGUGGCAACUUCUUGAGUAUCCCUACCGACUGUCCUCAGCGUGAUGAACGGUUGGGCUGGACAGGUGAUAUCCAUGCAUUCAGCAGAACAGCAAAUUUCAUCUACGACACGGCUGGCUUCCUUCGCGGGUGGUUACGGGAUGCGCGUUCAGAGCAAAAAGAGAACAAAUAUGCUCCGCCAGUCGUCAUCCCAAAUGUGCUAGGCGCUUCGCCGGCGUCAUCCAUUUGGGGCGAUUCAAUUGUGGGCGUGCCUUGGCAACUUUUCCAAUCUUUUGGUGACAAAGACAUGCUGCAGGAGCAGUACAUGGGGGCCAAAGAUUGGAUUGAUAAGGGAGUCAUCAGGAAUGAAGUCGGACUGUGGAAUCGUUCGACCUUCCAAUACGGCGACUGGCUGGACCCUUUGGCACCCCCGGAGGACGCAGGCGAUGCGACAACCAACAAGUAUCUUGUUUCCGAUGCGUAUCUGAUCCACAGCACCGAGCUUGUGGCUAACAUGUCCACCCAUCUCUCGCUUACCAAAGACGCGGAGAAAUAUACCGAAUCUCGCACCAAACUCACCAAAGCCUUCCAGGAUGCCUGGGUUUCCCAGAAUGGCACCGUGGCAAAUGAGACGCAGACAGGACUCACGUUACCCCUAUAUUUCCGAUUGUUCUCCGAUCCAGGACAAUAUACCUCUGCCACGAAUCGGCUCGUCGACCUUGUGAAGACAAACGGAUACAAGGUCGGAACAGGCUUUGCCGGGACUCAUAUCCUCGGCCAUACAUUGACUCAAUACGGCGCGGCAGAUGCUUUCUAUGGCAUGUUGAUGCAAGAGGAAGAUCCGGGCUGGCUUUUCCAGGUUGUGAUGAAUGGAACCACUACCUGGGAGCGUUGGGACAGCAUGCUGGCAAAUGGCAGUGUCAACCCGGGUUCCAUGACCUCUUUCAACCACUACGCAGUCGGAUCGGUGGGAAGCUGGAUCCAUGAAAACAUUGGUGGAUUGACCCCUUCGGAGCCUGGUUGGAAGAAGUUCAAUGUCGAAGUACGUCCUGGGGGCGGUUUGAGUGAGGCCACAACCAAGUUCACAAGUCCAUAUGGCCUUAUUUCGACGCAUUGGACAUUGGGCGGGAGCCAAAGCCAGAAUGAUUGUCCGAAGAAGGAAAGUGCCUUCCGUUUGACUGUUCAGGUGCCCCCCAAUAGCCAGGCGACGGUUAUUCUGCCGUCUUCUGGCUCUGAGAAGAAACGCAUCGUGGUGGGAUCCGGAGUGCACGAGUAUAGUAGCUGUGUGGCCUAG
Messenger RNA from Penicillium bovifimosum, 2619 nucleotides. Its product is annotated as alpha-L-rhamnosidase. Gene Ontology annotation, biological process: carbohydrate metabolic process. Lineage: Eukaryota; Fungi; Ascomycota; Eurotiomycetes; Eurotiales; Aspergillaceae. The record is from RefSeq and is a predicted model, not a curated record. The coding region runs from base 1 to 2619 and encodes 872 amino acids. The transcript is spliced from 3 exons.